AUGAUCGACGAUGUGGCUCUUUUUGACCACGCUGCCAAGAAGUCAUGGCAGUCGUUUAGCACCAUGCGACGUUUUGUGGACGAAGCCGUACGCCUUGAAAACGCUAGUUGGCGUCUCUGGUUCAUGCAGCGUAUUCACAUGAUAACUGGUACUGAGUCUGGAGAUGAGCCGGAUGCUGAGGAAAACGGCAUCUUUGCCAAAGGUCCACGUCCGCUCUGCGUUUACUGCGAAUUACAUACCGCAAGUCUUAGCUGUAACGGCUGCUGUCAUGAUGCCUAUUGCAUCAGUUGCUUUAAAUUAAUUCAUAAAAAAGGGAAUUUGGCUACACACACGGCUGUCAAGAUUAAUUUGCACAAAGAGAUCGACACAGAGUUACACAAUAGCAGCGGAGCUUCGACUGUUUGUGAUGAUGGUGAUCUAUCUACAACGUCGCAUUAUAAGAGCUCCGAGGGAGAUACUGGUGGCUCGAACAGCCCACAUGGACCAAAAUUUUCCAUUUUUAACAAACCGUGGGAAUUGCAAAUGGACAUGCUACUCCAGCGACUUAUGAUGAAUAGUAUGCACACUGAAAUGGACAUUAGUGUUUACAACAUCGACAAUCGACAGUCGCUGUUCAAUUUGGAUUCUGAUGAAGCAGAGCAAUCCUUGACCACAGAUGAUUCGAGCGAAGCGGAAGAAGACACACGACAGAAGUCCAAUCAGGCAGUUGUUAUGGCUGCUGUUGCUGCUGCUGGUCGACAUCGAGCACAUUCCAUGUCAUGCGAGGAAAGAAACCAAUCGCCGGUAUUGACGUCUUCAUUGAUUCAUUCGUCGCCAACAUCAUCGGAAAACGGCGAAAUUAAGCUACCAGCGACUCUGUUAGCAAAGGGUUUGCCACGAAUCAACAGUCGUCGUCGAGAUUCGCAAACUUGUGCGAACUGCCAAGGAAACCACAUUACAGUGGCGUGUCCAUUGCUUGAAAGUGCGCUGCUUCCUUCGCCUUCUCCAGUCGCAUCAGGUGUUGACACAGUGCUGAGAAAAUGCUUUACCACAAUUCACAAUAACAACAUGGCUAACAGCACUCAUGCCUUUCUGGGCGACGAAGUGAGUGUCUGCGGGGGUAGCAAUUUUGGUAGCAUGAAACAACGGCCGUUGAACCAUACGAAGCAGCAUGUGGACCGAUUACCAUUUGAAAUGAACAUUAUUGCUGAAGACAACUCGAUGGUUAGCGAGGAUCUUGCACCGAUGCUGAGUGAACUUGUCACUUCAAACGGAAGCAAACGUUCGUCUUGGCAUCCAGACUCGUGGUUGUUAUCCUGUUUGGCCACCGAUUUGCCUACUGACGUCUUUGAACAACUACGUCAACAUGAAUUUGGUGAAAAGAAUUGGUCGUUCUUGUCAGAUCCUGAGUUGUAUGGGCUGGCAAUCACUGGUUAUGUUCGCGUAAGAGUUCCAGGCAGCCAGUGGAGUAGACGAUAUUUGUCCCUAUAUCGUAAUAACCUUUGGGAAUACUUAGAUGCGAACAAGACAAGUCGACCGGUAGGUCACGCUAAUAUAUCGGAAGGAUUGGUGCACCAGCGAAGCUCGACCGAGUUUGUUCUGAAGUACCAUACUCAAUCAUCUGAAGUCUCUGCAUGCGGUGAAUUAUGGCUAGCGUUUGAGUCGGCAAAACAGGGAAUGGUGUGGAAGGAAAUGCUUGCACAUGCUGUCAAGCUGCAGAUCGAUGACUUGUUUGAUCUCCACCCCGAAUCGCCAACUCGAUCAUCUUCAAAGAGUUUUGAGCUUGGAAAAGGAAGAUUUUCGGUCGUUCGUCGUGCUCGUCGAAAACGAGACGUGGAAAAUGAAUUUAAGUCACGUGAUUGUGCUCUUAAGAUCAUUGAGAAAAAUAUUUUCUGGGAUUUGGUUGCGCGUGAAACAGAACGCGAAGACACAGUGGUGCGCGAAAUUCUGACGCAGAGUCUAUUGACGGUCCGAUCGGGCUCUUCAUAUUGUCCAAUUAUUCGACUUCAAUCACUCUUUGAGACGCGCAAUCAUUUGGUUCUGGAGCUUGAACUUAUGAGAGACGGAGAUCUGCAUGAAGAGAUUGCGACAAAAUGUACAGUGGAUGAGAUGCGUGCCUCUUAUUUAAUUGCAAGUCUCGUCCGGGCAAUUGAUUUUUGUCAGCGAAAUGGCGUUGCCCAUCGAGACGUGAAACUUUCGAAUCUUGCGCUGGACUAUCAGUGCAACGCCAGCGGCAAAGAGUUCGGUCUGAUCAAGGUUGCUGACUUCGGGAUGGCAGCUUUUAUCCAAAAGGAUGGAAUGCUGAAGGGCAGAUGUGGAACUCCUGGCUUUGUUGCUCCGGAGAUUUUGUGCGCAGGUAAAGGUGAAGCAUAUCCUAGUGGCGUCGAUAUGUUUUCUGCUGGUGUGGUGGCCUACACGAUGUUGUGUGGCUAUGAGCCUUUCUUCGGUGUGAAUAAUGAAGAGCUUAUUCAAAUGAACAAGCUUGUCGACUAUGAGUUUGAAGAACCAGAGUGGAAUAGUAUCUCAGACGAAGCAAAGGAUAUGAUAAUGCUGAUGAUGGAAAAGGAUCCCUAUAAACGCGUGACGCCAAAGGAUGUGUUAAAACAUCCAUUCUUGCGUGAUGCAAACAUAACGCUUGACAACUUUCUUCAACACCAAACUCCAAUUGAUCUGACGCGAUUGCUAUAA
Messenger RNA from Plasmopara halstedii, 2667 nucleotides. RefSeq names its product camk camk1 protein kinase. Lineage: Eukaryota; Oomycota; Peronosporomycetes; Peronosporales; Peronosporaceae. The transcript has 6 exons. Gene Ontology annotation, molecular function: protein kinase activity; ATP binding. Bases 1 to 2667 code for a protein of 888 amino acids. The record is from RefSeq and is a predicted model, not a curated record. Gene Ontology annotation, biological process: protein phosphorylation.